AUGGCAGCGGGACCGUUUGGAACGACCGUGUUUGCGGGCGCAUCGGGAUGGGUGGAUCGGCUCAACAACCGGCGACGUGAUAUGGAGGGCUUGAUGAAUCAGGCGCUUCCUACGGCUGGUGAGUGCCGGGUGGCUGUGCUGCUAUUUGAUCAGGAUCUGAAGGUGGCACACAAGAAGACUGCGACGGAUUCAGGCCCACUGUGGUGGCAGCGCGUCAAUUCGCAGGCCGACCGAGAUGCCCUGUACCUGGUGGCAACACAGCAUCUGCGCGAGUGGGUGUUUUUGGGCCAGACUACUCGGGAGUAUGCUGCACAUCCGUCCACUGGCGAUGUCGUCCAAUACAGCAAUACGCGCAACUUUGCCUUGCAACGAGCGGCCCACGAUGACGUCUGGACCAUCGCGCUUGUCGCACACGCUCGGAGCUGCUUUGAGUAUAUGGACCGACACCGUUUCUGCUCCAAGUGUGGCGUACCGUCCACCGUCAAACAAGGGGGGCAUGAGAUCAAGUGUGGGGCUGAUGAGUGCGGCCUCUCCUGCUUUCCUCGUUCCGACCCCGUGGUCAUCAUGCUGGCCGUUGAUCCCGCAACGGAUCGCGUGCUUCUGGGACGCCAAGCAGCCUGGCCCCCGGGUCUCCACUCGGCCCUGGCUGGGUUUAUGGAGCACGGAGAGGCUGCCGAGGAGGCUGUGGCUCGUGAGCUCUUUGAGGAGAGCGGUGUUCGCGUUGACCUGUGCCGUUACCACUCCUCGCAGCCUUGGCCCUUUCCUUAUAGUCUCAUGCUUGGCUUCAUGGCACGGGCCACCUCCACGGACAUUCUCGUGGAUCAACAUGAGCUCGAGACUGCUGCCUGGUACACCCGCGAUGAGGUUCGCGCAGCAUUGGCUGCUGGUUCACACCCCGGUGCUGAUCCACUGACCGCGGCUGCCCCCGCGGGCGGGAGCGACCCCGCACCGACGCUGCGUUUGCCCCCCAAGGGAACAAUUGCGCACGAGCUCUGCCAGACUUUUGUUGCGGCCGACCCCAUUUGCAAGUUUUAA
Molecule: messenger RNA, 1035 nt
Organism: Monosiga brevicollis MX1
Lineage: Eukaryota; Choanoflagellata; Craspedida; Salpingoecidae
Exons: 3
Coding region: 1-1035 (344 amino acids)
Biological process (GO): NAD+ catabolic process; NADP+ catabolic process
Cellular component (GO): cytosol
Molecular function (GO): NADH pyrophosphatase activity
Source: RefSeq, a predicted model, not a curated record